Messenger RNA from Boleophthalmus pectinirostris (great blue-spotted mudskipper), 1072 nucleotides. RefSeq names its product cell death activator CIDE-3-like. Lineage: Eukaryota; Metazoa; Chordata; Actinopteri; Gobiiformes; Gobiidae. The record is from RefSeq and is a predicted model, not a curated record. The transcript has 6 exons. Gene Ontology annotation, biological process: apoptotic process; regulation of apoptotic process. The coding region runs from base 129 to 917 and encodes 262 amino acids.
ACUCCUUUAGUCACGUGGGCUAUGUUCAAAUAGCCGUGUUCGUAAACAUGACUCAAUCUGUGAUUGUGCAUGUACAAAUUGUGUGAAAGGUUAAGUUUCCUCAUAGAAAAGGAAUCAUCUUGUGUUUCAUGAGCUUAGACCUUAAAACAGCGCAGUGUUUGGAGCUCACCCUGCCCGCGGGCGCACGUGUGCUGAUUGUCUCGUGGCGAGGCUCAGUGCGCUGGACACUUUGGAGAGACAACUCAAUAAUGGAUUACGCUUCAAAAUACAUCAGCCUUCUUGCACCUUCAUCUCUUUCCAAGAGUUUGACAGUUCCCCCGCGGCCUAAACCAUUCAGGGUGACCAACGCGGACCGCAGUACGAAGAAGGGUCUCACCGCACACGGGCUGGAGGACCUGCUUCACAAGGUCAAAGAGUCGCUGGCCAUGUCAUAUGAGAGUACGCUGGUGCUGGACGAAGAUGGGACAGAAAUCGACACAGAAGAUUUCUUUCAGACUUUGCCUGUAAACACUGUUUUCAUGAUUUUGGACAAAGGACAGAAGUGGAGCCCACUUUUGAGCAGCCCCCGGGAUCAGCUGAGAAAGUGUGAGCAGGACCGGACAGAUGUGGCAAAAAUCACAUUAGACCUCUACAAGAACAACCCCAAAGACUUCAUUGGCUGUUUGAAUGUAAAGGCCACUUUGUAUGGGGCCUAUUCUGUCUCCUAUGAUCUACGCUGCCAUGCUGCUAAAAAACUAUUAAAAGAGGCGUUGCGCUGGACGGUCUUCUCCAUGCAGGCCACGGGGCACCUCCUGCUAGGCUCGUCCUGCUACAUUGAGCAGCUGCUGGAGGAUGAGGGGAAGAUGAGCCUUAUGCUGCCCUCUGACAGCAUGGUCAAACACUUACAGGGCAUGCUGCUGAGACGGCCAUUCUACUGACCAUGGACUCUAAAGACACCUGCGCCCACAUAACCUGCUCACACAAGGACACUUUUCUUUUACUCCUCUUGUUACAUGUUAAAUAAAUGAUAAACAUUUGUUAUUUUCAAUGGCUUGUGUUGUUGCUACAAUAAAAAACAUGUUUUAUAAGUCGA